AUGACACAUCCUGUAAUAUCUCUAAAGCCCAGUUACAACUCUGUAAUUCGUGGUUGUCCUGGUUUACCAGACACUUUACCUCGAAUUGAGUGUGAAUUAAGGAUUAGAUCCAACGAUGGCAAGGCAUUCCGUAUCGACAAAAUAGAAGUGGUGUUGAAAGGUAUAGAAUCAUUACUGAAUGGGCAUCAUUCAUUUGCGCCAAAAUCUAAGGUGGAAAAAGUCACAGUUCAUUAUAAGAAGAACAUCAAGAUGUCUGAAAAGAAGAUUGUUGGUAUCGAUAUACCACUAACGAUCGGUCUACCAGAGGAUGUUAAGGAGACAAAUUUUAACUCGAGUUUUGGGAGUAGUAUUACACUUUUAGAAUGCACAGUGAGGUAUAACGGUUUGGAAGAUCCUCAAGUGUUUGCUCAGGCAGUAAACGUUGAGAAAUAUACUAUUGUGCCUAAUCCUAAACGGUUUCCUAGUGUGUCUAGACAAGUCUCUUCACCAGAUCGUAAGUUUUCUGUUGAUUAUACAGUGGUUAACCCAUGUGUAAGCGUAGAUGAUAAUCUAAACUUACAGUUAGAGAUUAGACCUAAUGGUAAGGUUAUCGGUGAUAGUUCCUCCAAUUCAUUGUUUGGUAAAAAGUUCACAAAACUGAAAGCUGUUGUGGUGGGCUUAAAAGAAUGUCUAGAAAUAUUAGAUCCUGCUACUGGAUUUGGCGAAACCAGGGAAAAUGUGUUACGGGAAAUGGUUCAUACGUUUGAUGAGCGUAUAAGUAGUAAUGGUAUUAAAUUAAAGUUAGAAAUGCCUGUACAGGCAAGAAUAGGUCUCUUUGGAGAAUUUGAGUCCUCUUUACAGGAGCCUGACAUGUUACAUAGAAUUGGUCCACAAGCUGUAUCCCAUUUACCAUCUACAAGAUUACUACAAACCAAAACCCACGGUUCUUCAGGUAUACCUUUUCAAUACCAUAGCAGCAUUACUACUACGGGUGGGAGUCUGUUCCGCAUUACACAUUCUGCGGCUGUUAAAGUAAAGAUCAGUAGUGGUAAAAGUUUCCAUUUGAACCACUUGAUAGACAUCUCCCCGUGGACUCAACAGCAGUUGAAAGGAUUGGACCAAUUGGUUACCCAUGAAAAAGAAACUGCCAAAUUUGCCAGACAGUUUUAUGAUAAUUUCGGAGGGAUAACUCGAAAGAAUAAACCUACAAUGAGUCACUCUCCUGCAGUGGUAGAAUACCCCCCACUGCCGCCGGUCGUUUAUCCAAACGAUAACGAAACUCUGAGAAAGCUUGACAUUAAGUAUGCCAACGUAGGGUCUUUCUCGCAUAGGAUACCGCUUCUCGAAUAA
This is a messenger RNA of Zygosaccharomyces rouxii, 1329 nucleotides long. RefSeq names its product Rgl1p (gene RGL1). The record is from RefSeq and is a predicted model, not a curated record. The coding region runs from base 1 to 1329 and encodes 442 amino acids. NCBI's taxonomy places the organism in Eukaryota, Fungi, Ascomycota, Saccharomycetes, Saccharomycetales, Saccharomycetaceae. The transcript has a single exon. Gene Ontology annotation, cellular component: division septum. Gene Ontology annotation, biological process: division septum assembly.